This is a messenger RNA of Schistosoma haematobium, 2440 nucleotides long. RefSeq lists its product as uncharacterized. The transcript is spliced from 12 exons. Gene Ontology annotation, molecular function: pyridoxal kinase activity. Gene Ontology annotation, biological process: pyridoxal 5'-phosphate salvage. The record is from RefSeq and is a predicted model, not a curated record. Gene Ontology annotation, cellular component: cytosol. Lineage: Eukaryota; Metazoa; Platyhelminthes; Trematoda; Strigeidida; Schistosomatidae. Bases 175 to 1191 code for a protein of 338 amino acids.
AUGACCUUCAGGUCACAUCCAGCUCAUUUUCCUUGAAUGUGCCCGUCAUAAUCGAGUUUAUAUUUGUAUCACUUAUAAUUUUCUCCAAUUGUUUUUUUUGUUAUCGAAUGUAUGUGCAUCCUAUGUGUCUGUCAAACUUAAGCUAUCAAAGGCUGAACGUUAUAUGAAGUUAGAAUGGCAGUUAAAGUUGCACUUAAUUGCUUACGGGUUCUCUGCAUACAAAGUCAUGUUGUCCAUGGAUAUGUCGGCAAUAAAAUAGCUGUUUUUCCUUUGCAAGUCUUAGGUAUAGAAGUUGACUAUAUUAACUCUGUACAGUUUUCAAAUCACACAGGCUAUGCUUUUGUCAAGGGGCAGGUGUUGGAUGCUGCGAGCAUGAAAGAUUUAUAUCUUGGUUUGAAGGCGAAUGGCCUCAACAAGUAUACUCAUGUGCUCACAGGUUACCUGGGGUCACCAAGCUCUUUAGAAGCGGUCGCAGAUAUUGUAUCCGACCUCAAAAAAGAGAACUCAAAUAUAAAAUAUUACUGCGAUCCCGUCCUAGGUGAUAAUGGAAAGCUUUACGUUCCACCCGAACUCGUCCAGAUAUACCAAGAAAAAAUACUCCCUUUAUCAGAUGUCAUUUUGCCAAACCAAUUUGAAGCAGAAAUACUAAGUGGUAUACGAAUAACGGAUGAAAAGUCUGCUUUAAAUUGUAUCAACUACUUACAUAAAAAAUAUCAGAUUCCAACUGUAAUUAUUACAAGUACUAAUGUAACUUUAUCACCAGUAAUGUAUGGUUAUGGAAGCCGUUUAAAGAAUCCAAUGAAAAAUAAUCAUAAUAAUAGUAGUGAUUUGUUAAAUCAAACGAAUGGUUCAGUUACGAACAACACUUCAAAAUACGAUCGUGUACGUUUUAAAAUUCCACAUUUUGAUUACCAUUUUAUUGGAACUGGAGAUUUAUUCGCUGCUUUAACAUUAGCUCAUUUAGAGACAAAAAUUGAGAAUGAAAAUGGACAACAAAUACCUAAAUAUUCCUUCAAAGAUGCUUUCCAAUCGGUUCUUAGUACAAUCCAAACUGUUCUAUCAAAAACAUUAAAAAUAUCCGAAGGAGAAUCAUUGAACCUUUCUGAAUCUGCACGAAUCGAACUUAAAAUCAUCCAAAGUCUUGAUGAUAUUCGAAAUCCAAUAUUAGGGGAUUAUGUUGAAGAAAUGUAAUUAAAGAAAAAUAUAAAAAUAAAGAAGUUUCAUAUGUAUAAUACAUUUUUUGGUAUUAUACUAUUCCUCUGCCUAUGUAUGGGUGUGUGUAUGUAUGUAGAUUCCCAGUUGAUCUUUCUCAUCUGUAAUACUUUCACCUUUGUUUACUUUAAUUAUCUGAGAAAUGAAAUACAGAAUUAGAUUACAUUGUUGGAGAUUUUAAUUGUUUUCUUUCUGGCAUUAUGGUAUUACUAGGUCGUAUACCUUUUUAAGUGGGUACUAUUGUAGUGUGAGCUACUUAUAUUUACAUAAGUAGUAUAUAACGAUGGUCAGGCAUUAGAUAGUGGUUGGAGGUAGUCGACAGGAAACCCUGGACCCGGGGGUUUCGUGCUACCUGGCACUCGUCAUCAAAGUGUAUCUGUAAUCUUGAUGGAACUGGUGCUCCCUGACAGAUUCGAUGGUGGCCAAAUUGCAACAUGGUUGAUAGCAUUCGAUCUGCACUAAAUAAGGACUAGACACGCAUGACAUUGAUCGCCACCCAGUGAUCAAUCAAUUGUGAUGGUCGGGCAUUGAAUGUAUUUCAGUAGAAGAUCGAGAAAGAAAGAAUGAGAACGGAAGGCAAUUGGUAUGAAAAUGUAGGAACAAUGAAAUCUGAAACGAUGGAUUGAUAUUUGCUGAAGAAACAACCAAGUUUGAGUCAAUGGAUUGAUACUUUGCAAAUUAAGUAUUUAUGGUAUGGUUGUUAGAUUUUUAAUGAGAUAUUCUCUAAUGUUGUGCUCAACUACAUUCGAUUGCCCUUACUCGUAUUCUUGUUCACUAUUCUAUGACAUUAUACAGGUGGGAAAACUUCGUGUUUAUGGUGUGUGUUUUUUCUGUCUAUUUUCUUUUAUUAUGUUUAUAAACCACCUUAAUUCUUCAGUUGAUAUCAAUAAUCAAAUUAUACGUUAAGAAAUGUCUCUAUCACUCUGUUGUUAUUUAUAUUUAUUGUUGGUACUCGGUUACUUUUCGUGGAGAAAUAUAAGUCACCAACUAGCAAUCUCCAUCCAACUCUGUCCUGGACAAUGCUUUCCAGUUGCUAUUCAUUCUUUCGAUAUUUACUUCUAAUUCUUAGUGAAGUGUAUUAUUUGGUAUUCCUCUUUUCUGUUCACCUCCAAGAUUCCAAGUUAGCGAUUGCCUCGUGAUGCAGUUUGAUAAUUUCCUCAAUGUGUGUCUUAUUCACUUCCAAUGUCUUUCCUAAUUUCUUCUACAGCUGGAAGUUGGUUUGUUCUCU